AUGCUCGAUAGAGCCGUUUGUAAUACACAAUGGCUUCAGAGCUUCCCAGAGUCCUUCACGACCCAUCUCACUAAAGUCAAAUCGGACCAUCGCCCCAUUCUAGAUGCGAUGGAGAGAGUGCGCGGGCCGAGGAGAGGGGAGAAGCCCAUUCACUUCCUAUCGCCGUGGAUGCAGCAUAAUGACUUCUCCCGUGCACUUCAGGAGGGAUGGGCGAAGGGUGACAGCUACAGGAGGAGUCUGGCUCUGCUUACGAUGGAUCUCCGGAAUUGGAACAAGGAGGUGUUUGAAGACAUAUUUGCUAGGAAAAGAAGGCUCAUGGCUCAGCUCAACCGCCUAGAGAUGAGGAAUGAGUCUCACCCGUCGCCUAUAAGUCUCAAGGAAAAGGAGGAGGUUCAGCUAAGUCUACAGGAAACGCGGAGGCAUGAAGCUGCUCUCUGGUAUCAGAAGGCUCGCGCGCAGUGGUUUGUUGAGGGGGAUUUGAAUACACGCUUCUUUCAUCUUGCUACUCUGAAACGGCGAAGCGCCGACCGCAUUCGAAGGCUCAAGCGAGAGGAUGGAGAUGGUGAGUCUUUUCCUUCGCACCCUUUUCACGGACCAGUUGAAUUCGGUGGACUUCUUGGUUUCGGCUUUCCCUACCCUCGAAGACAUGACCAACCUCGAUGCUGA
Linum trigynum is the source of this 666-nucleotide messenger RNA. The record is from the annotation of a GenBank genome assembly. Lineage: Eukaryota; Viridiplantae; Streptophyta; Magnoliopsida; Malpighiales; Linaceae.